UAGAGGCUGGUCACGUGACCAGAACGUCCAUCCAAUCCGGUGGCAGAAGCACAGGGCUCGUAAUUUUGAACAGAUGGGGAGCUGCCAGGCUGUGGAGAGUUUCUCCGUAACUAAACUAAAGGUUGUAGCGAGAAAUGCGUAAAUAUUUCUUCGAGUGAUGGAUAGUAUCCGUCGCUACAGCGAAUGAAGGAAACCCUUAGCGCUGCCCUUCUGUGAUAAAUAUGAGUUCUCAUGUUAUCAGCCCUGGACCGUACCGAGCCACGAAAUUGUGGAAUGAGGUGACACGUUUGUUUCGGGCUGGCAUGCCCCUCAGGAAACAUCGCCAGAACUUCAGGCACUAUGCUUCCUGUUUCACUGCUUCUGCUGCUGUUGAUUGGCUGCACCAGCUGCUCUGUAACAACAGCAACUUUGGCCCCGACGUUACCAGGCAACAGACAGUUCAGCUUCUAAAGAAGUUUCUGAAGAACCAUGUGAUUGAAGAUGUAAAGGGACGCUGGGGAACAGAGGACCUGGAGGACAACAAUGUGCUGUACAGGUUUCCUUCCACUUCUCCUCUGAAACCCAUCCCCUGUUCAGCUCCAGCCUCAGAGUCCAGAUCCAUAAAAAAGAGACCUUCAUUCAAGGACAAAGAAGGUUUCUUCAGGUUUAGAAGCACAAGAAGGCAGGAGAAAGAAACCCAGGAAAAUGUGGAUCCUGCACUCCGAAUACAGCAGGAAGGCGACAAUCAGCCAGAAGAAGAGCAGCAGAAACAGAGACGAGAGCUGACAGUGGAGGAUGAACAGGAGAUCUGGAGAGACAUCACGCUGACCCAUCUUCAGAGGAUUCUGGAUGUUCCAUCUCUUGACGAGGUUUUAGACCAUCGUUAUGUGAAUCCACAGAACAUCAUCCACAAUAUGACCAAAGUCAACAAACACGGAGUGGUCACACUGGACGACAAGACCAAUGACCUUCCAGACUGGGUUCUGUCUGCCAUGAGGAGCCUGGCCAAUUGGCCAAAGUACAACGGCACACAACAAUCCUAUCCUGGCUUUGAAAGAGAUGUCUUCAAAACAGUGUCUGAUUACUUCUACAGCCUCCCACAGCCACUGCUCACAUAUGAACUGUAUGAGCUGUUUAUCAAUGUUCUAGUGUUCUGCGGCUACGUUGCAGCGCCUUCUAUGCACCAGCAUUUGAAGCGCAAGAAAUCAGACCUUCCUGCAGUCCCCCCUCCAGCCAAGUCGUCUUUUCGCUCCACGGAGUGUCUCCUCCUGUCGCUGCUCAGACAGGGGACAUGCGACGAGACAGAAUCCCCCAUGAGGGAGGUAAUUGGUGGGAAACUUCAGUCCCGGCUGGCAGCACUGAAAGGAGGCGGCGGUGCCGAUGACGGCCCAUUAGGAGGCAGCUGCAUCAGCCUCAGUACAGUUGUUCCCACAAGACCUCAAACAAGGAGUUGCUCCCUGGAAACCAUCCUGGAUGACUCUGCCCCUCUUACUAGACAACAGCUGUUUCAGUCCAGUGACAGCCUGGCAUCCUUUGCCUAUAGCAGCAGGAGCCAGGACGACAGCUCUUCAAUCACAACACCUCACAUUCGUUCAUUCGGGACAUCUGUGUCCAAACCAGCACCCAUUACUUCUGAAAACGCUCCAGGAGUUACAGCCAGAAACAGGCUGUCUGUCAUACCCUUGGCUGGACUGUCAGCUUCACACAGGUCUCGUUCCUUACGGCCUCACAGCUUCAGCAGCUGCCUGGACAUCGUCAUAGAGACCAGGGAGGAAGAUGUCAAAGAGCUUAAGUGGCAGGGUCGAGCAGCAAGCUGCCUCAGUGUAAACUCUCCUUCCAGUCAGUGUCAGGCUUCCUCAGCUUCACAUCCUCCAUCACUAUCUUCCUGUCAUCCCUUCUCUUCCUCCUUUUGUCCUUUCCCUUCUUCUUUCUCAUCUGCUGCAACCAAAGCACAAGGGUCUAAUGCUGCUACAGGACCCAGACCGGCCUCCAGCACCUCUAACCUUUGGACGCUUCCUGCACCUGCUGCUGUUCGCCGCUGCCUCAGCUCUCUGGAAGUGUCCCACCUGUCACAACCUGUUUCACUGCUCAAAGCGCCUGUGUCUGUGUCCGCCGGCAACUCCCAACCCCCCAAAAACCAAAAUGAGCACAGCGUUCUCCAGCCUCAGUGUGAACGUGUAGCCAUCGAGGCCCUGCAGCUCUGCACCCUCCUCCUUCCACCCGCCUCCCGCAGGAAGUUGCAGCUGCUCAUGAGGAUGGCGUCACGCAUCAGCCAGAAUGUAGACAUGCCUCGCCUCCACCCUGCUAUCGGCACCCGGACAUUGAUGGUUCACACAUUUUCAGGCUGUGUCCUGGGCAGUGCUGAAGAGUGUGAUUUGGAUGAGCUGUUAGCAACCAGGCUGGUGUCAUUUUUAAUGGAUCAUCAGCAAAGCAUCCUCUCAGUCCCAGAGUACCUGCUUGGUGCCAUCAGUGACCAUAUACAGUACCUACGAACAUCACAGGUCCCAAUUGACUCUGUUUCAAAGACUGACAAAAGCGAUCCGGUUUGCCCUCCAUUGCCGGUCUACACGUUCUGCCAUCAGAUCAGUGGCGCUGAGUUUGAACAGCAAAAACUGGAGUCUUCUCAGAAGGCCAUGGAGGAGCUGCUAGAGAUCCUGGUGACAGAUCAAAACAUCAGUGAGAAGGACAGACGCAAGAAACUGAAACGGUUUCAGAAGCAGUACCCAGACAUCUACAGGCAACGAUUCCCCUCCCCAGACCGAGAGAGCAAGACUGACAACAAACCAAAGAUUAAACCUCCACUCCUCAACAUCAAGAAGACCAAAGCUUUCAGCAUCAGGAACUGAACGACUGCAGGAGGCGCGCUCUCGCCGCUUACGUCGUGAUCGCUGCACUGAUAUCACACUCCUGGCAGGACAAUUGAGAAGUCGUUUUUCCCAUGGCAGCCAAAAGCAGUGUGUUACAUUGGAAAUGCUGUUUUUACUGUUGUGUUUAUUGUAAGUAAAUGUAGACUGGAUGAUUUUAACAGGAGUUGAUUUGUGUAUUCAUGUGUUGUGUAUAUUUGUAUUGAGUUUUGUGUGCUGACUUAGAUGAAGGCUUGUGACCGUAGCUCUACAGAGUCGCUCAUACCAUUUACAUGUUUUAUGAAGAAAGGUACUUUACCUGUUGUCCCCUCACUUUUCUUUUCUAUUUGUGUCUGAUACUGGCCCGUGUGUGUUCGUGUGUGUUCAAGUAAGAAGCAAGCUCCAAAAGGCAAUUGGGAGAAAAAUAUGCAAUUCUAAGAUCACUGGUCAAUAUGGGAGCAAUUAGAUUUCUUAAUUUAUAUGAAUGUCGACAGCAGGGGGGAGUGCUAGUUGUUGUUUGUUUUUUGUUAUGUUGAUGUCUUUUUGAAGUUUCAAUAUUUUCUAUCAUAGAUGCUUAAGUUUUAUUUGAAACUAUUUGUCAGGCCUGAUGUUGAGCAUUUUCUCUUUCUUUGCCCUCAUCUUAUUUUUCCCUCUGUCGAGUAUGGAGUUUUUAAAACUCUUUUUGAAAUCUUAGUUUUAUUUCUUGGUGAUCUUUUUUCAGGAUGCCAGCUUUUUCAUAUCUAGCUCAGUUAUUUAAAUCGCGUUAAUCUUUCCAGUUUCUUUUUACUUCUUGAGCUUGUGUGUCUCAUCCCUGCUUUGUUUAGUGGAUUGUUUGCACUUGGAGCUAGGCCAGCAUGCUUAUGUCAAUCACCAGUGUGGUCAUUUAUACAUAUUUAAGGCUUAUUAGACUUCCCAAACCAAGUUUUUCCAUCAGACACCUGAUAUGUCUUGGUAUGGGUAGUGCCUUGUGAGAGCUUGACCUGAAUGCGCAUCCAUUCAUUUCAGUGCUGCAUGCUGACAGGUAUUUGGUAAACUGAGGGGAAUUACACAACUCAUGUCAAGUGUCUGAAGAAAUCUUAAUAUUCAAAUGGUGUCAAACGCUCUUUUAUUUAUCUUAAGCUACAUGAAGUAUUACUUCUACCCUGGUAUGUUUGUGUUUACCUCAGAUCAGAUGGUGCAUGCAUGUUUAACCGCACACGCAUUCAUCAUCGGUGUUCUGUGUUUUGUACCUACAACUGUUCCUCUACAUUGUUUACUAUGCAAAGUCCUGGGAAAUAAAUUGUUUUUAGCUGUUCAGUG
Messenger RNA from Pundamilia nyererei, 4121 nucleotides. RefSeq names its product DEP domain containing 1a (gene depdc1). The transcript has 12 exons. The record is from RefSeq and is a predicted model, not a curated record. Bases 222 to 2825 code for a protein of 867 amino acids. Gene Ontology annotation, biological process: intracellular signal transduction. NCBI's taxonomy places the organism in Eukaryota, Metazoa, Chordata, Actinopteri, Cichliformes, Cichlidae.